Molecule: messenger RNA, 10129 nt
Organism: Salmo salar (Atlantic salmon)
Lineage: Eukaryota; Metazoa; Chordata; Actinopteri; Salmoniformes; Salmonidae
Source: RefSeq, a predicted model, not a curated record
UCUAUGCAUCUACUGCAUGCUGCAGCCGGGUAAGGAAGGAAGGAAAGAGGCCAAGAAGGAAGGAGAGAAGACAGGCUAAGAAGUCAUGUGGGAGGUGUAAAUCCACUGUGGAUGAGCAUGCUGAGGGGAGAAGAAGACGUGAUAGAGAAGGAGGGAAUAGAAGAGAGGCAGGGAGGCAGGAGAGGAGAUUCGGCUGGCUAUAUGUGUGAGGCUGCAGUUGCUGCUUCUCCCUCUGCUGUUUCUGCACCGUGUGGUCGAUCACGAUAAAGCUUCACCAGGAUAACAGAAGGCUUUGACAGAGGAUGAAGGUAUGGUGACUAGAGAUCUGCUGGAGGCGUCCUCUGUUUGCCCAUAAUGUCCUUAGUCUUACUGAGUAGGAUGGAACAUGUCCUAAAAAUACAGUGACACCCCCAUCAACAGAUAAACAAACAAAACCCUAGUAAAAGGAGAGGAAGCCAGUCUCUGUCUUCUGUAUCACUCGCUCGCUCUUCCUGGCCUCGAGUGUGAGGUCAUGUCCCAGUCUGGAAAAGUCCUUCAUCUGUACGUGGAGGUAAGGUCAGCCCCGGAGCAGGAUGGGAAGGGGGGCAUGGGGGGAGGAGUGGAGGGUCCUGGGACUGGGAGUAACUCAGCCUCAGCACAGGAUGGGCCAGCUGGGCUUUUGUCCAAGCUAACCUGCCAGACAAAAUGUCAGACUCCUACCAAAGCUCCAACGCACCGCCUAACCCAUAACUUUACUCACACCCAGUCUCCCUCCAGACACACCGUGAGCUUCCAGCUCCACCAAGGCAAUGGCAACCAGUCGCCUAGCAUCUCCAAGCGGCAGAGUUUACCAGCAGCACUGACCCACUCCCCAGCCUUUUCCAGAAAUGGGAGGACCACCACCCCCCACAAACCCUCCUCCAAAGGGCAGGGGGUGGGGGGUAAUGCCAAACGCUCAGUGGUCACCUUCAGCUACAUUGAGAAGGCUAACGUCAAGACAGUGGAGAGCCCACAGAACUCUGCCUGUCAGAGGAGGUCUAGGGAGGAGAGGUCAUCCCCACCUUCCUACCCCCGGAAGAGACUCAGCGACCCCAUCUGGUUGGGUAGUCCUGGCUCCCCCUGCAGCUCCAGUCCCAAACUAGCGUUUCGUCCCCCAGGAUGUAUCCAGCAACAGCAGCAACCUUCAGUCUCCCCCAGCCACCGCCACCCCGUCUUGGAUCCCGUCGGCAGGGCAGCCACCCAGCUUGCCCUGGAAGAGUUUGGGUUUGGUUCUCCCCUGCUCAGGAGUAAGAUCCUCCAUGGGCUCGAGCAGAGUCCCAGGGGUUCCCGCCACAACCAGCAGGCCCGUUGCCUGUCCUGGGCAGGCGGCUCUCCUGUCCAACGCCACAGCGCCUGCAAUAAUCUCCCCAAUAAUCACGCCAUGGACACAGAUAGAAACCGGGCCAUUUGCAGGCCAUUACCCAGGAGCCCAGCCUCCGACCAGCUUUCGUCUCAUGCUAGCCAGGCCGCUCUGGGUAUGUCUCCAAAAUCGAGACACAGGUUGUGUAUGGGGCCCAAGGCCCAGAGCCCACACCAAUGGGAAGGUCAGGACAAAGCUAUCACUGGGAGUCCAGCCACCCAGAGACAAGUACACAAGCCCUGUAACAGCAGUUCCUCCCCUCAAGGGACCAUUCUCCAACUUAGCAAUAAACUAGGGGUGGGAACUGUACUGAACCAGCUAAGUGGUAGCAAACCCUCCUCCCCAUCCAACAGCCCUGAAGUGGCCCGGAGGCUAGCCGAGGAGGCUACUAAAGUGUCCUCUAUUUUAGCAGAGGUAAGGAGGAACUCAUUGACAUUGCACAGCACUUUAGACGAAGUAGAGAGCCCCAACUGCGGAUGUAUGUCCAGAGAAGGCAACAGUUCUGUCCCAAAAGCACAACGGCAACAUUUGCAGCAUCAGGAAGUUAAGAUGAACAUCCCUUUACACGGCCUACACACACCAGCAUCGAACGACACUGACUCUCACCAGGCUGGAAACUCUUUACCAUCGUCACGCACACAGGACACAAACUCUCCAACACUAACCAAUCAUAGGACACAGCACGGAGGAGGGCGGGCUCUGGGUCAGAGCUCCAUCCUAUCAGACGCAGUAGUGGGUGGAGGAGUGUCCCCAGCCCUGCCUUCACGCUUCCUCCGUCCCUUUCUUCCCCCAGCCGAGACCAGCUCCCCUCUGAGGGACCCCAGGCUGCUGAGAGCCCAGCUCAGAGUCACCGACAGCCCCACGCUGCACCGCUGUCUGCCCCCUCAAUACACUGGAGAUUUCUGGUCCUUCGAGCCAGACAGGAGAGCCGACUUGUCCUGCUUCGACAGGGGGGACAGUGCCGAGCUGGCCCGUAGGCUCUACAUACGCCAGAGUGUGGAAGAAGCCCCUGUCAGCUGGACUUCCAGGCAGCCCUGGAGCCACCUGGUAGGGGAGGAGAGCAGCAGCUUCAGUUCCAGCCCCAGACAUGGACCUGGACCCGGUCAGCAGCCCUUGAGCACGGCCCAGCAGAAGAGAGCCGAGCAGAGGAGGAGGGAGGUUCUGCUGCUGGGCCCUGUGGUGCUGGACUCCCCAGAGGAGGACGAGGGCCUGGAUGGGGAUGGGGAAGGGGAGGAGGUUUCGGGACAAGGGCAGCAGCCAAGCCUGCUGAGGGUGGAGGAGCCUCGAGGGGGGGAGCAAAUUGGGGUAGCGGGGUCCUCGUCGCGCAGCUCCAGCGGGGUGACGGGCAGCCUAUGUGAAAGGGAAUGUGUGUCCCCAGAGUCCAGUCAGUCCAGUCACCAGAGCAACGAGACAGGGGCUGCCACUUCAGGGAUACUGACGGACAGUGGCACUGCAGUCCCAGGCCCCUCCCUCCACUCCCAGAGGAUAGCUCGUGCCAAGUGGGAGUUCCUAUUUGGGACCCCCGCUGAGGAGGCUGCCAGCAGGGGGCAGAAAAGUACCAUUGAACCCUCCACAGCUCCUCCCAGUGGCCAGUCCAGUGAAUCCCCCACCUCCCCCACCUCCCUCCCCCUCAUCUCAGCCAAUCACGAGGUGCAGCACGUGGAGGUGGAGCUAGUGACUCCUCCCCCAGCGGUGGCGGGGGAGUCGCCAAAGACGGGCAUCAUCCGGAGGACCCUCAAGUACUCGGAGACGGACCUGGACGCCGUGCCCCUGCGCUGCUACCGCGAGACUGACAUCGAUGAGGUGCUAUUGGCUGAGCAGGAAGACGCCGACUCAGCGUUUGGGAGUAACCGUAGCGUGAAAAGCACAUCGGGUACAGGCAGCAGCCCCCUGGGUGUCUGUCCCUAUGAGAGAACGAGUGGGGAGGAGGAGGAGGUGGAAGAAGAGGAGGAAGAGGAGGAGGAUGAUGAGGAGGAAGAGGAGGAGGUGGUGAGCUGGGUCUCAGUGAGGAUGCAGGGGGACAUUAAGAGGCAGCAGCAGCAGCAGGUGAUCAGUCAGCUGCUGAAGAGGCCAUUGGACAGUUUCUUCGACAACCUCCCGGCCCUCAAGUCGCCCAUCCUAGUUUCGGGGCCUCGUCUGGCAGGCACCACUGAGGACACCUUCAGCCGCCAUUUUGAGAGCAUAAUGGAGUCACAUCGCGCCAAGGGCACAUCGUACUGCAGCCUGGACAGCGAGGAGCUGCUGACCUCCAGCACCCAGACGGUCCUGACCUUUGACCUUCCCACACUGACCCCAGAGAUCCAGGGCGGUCAGAUGAUCUGUCAGAGCGCCCGGCACAUUGUCAAGUUGAGCUUUGCCCCACUGGCCCACUGCGAGAGGGGAACAAGCCUAUCAGAUUCCAUCGUCACGGUGACAGGCGACUCGGAUGCCACGCGCGCCCCCUCCAGCGAAAGGCUGAGCAGUGGCUCGGAGGACACACUCCCGCGAGGGGGAGGGGGCGGGGCACGGAUGUUGGGGAGCAGCUGGUACAGCAACCCCACAUUCUCCUUCCCUAGGUCAGUGAUGUCAUACAGCAGCAACCCCUCCCUCUCCUUCCACAGGGAGAAGGCUCGUCUGGCGACAGACUCGGAGCUGGAUCAGGACCUCAGUGAGCGGCUGGGACUGGGGAGCAGCGACACCCUCACCAACGGUAACCGUGCUGACGGGGAGGCCGCCAAGCGCCUGGCCAAGCGCCUCUUCACCCUGGACGGCUUCAGGAAGUCCGACGUGGCCCGUCACCUCAGCAAGAACAAUGACUUCAGUCAUAAGGUUGCAGAGGAGUAUCUACACUUCUUUAACUUCACAGGUCUUAAUGUGGACCAGGCUCUGAGAGCCUUACUCAAACAGUUUUCCCUGAUGGGAGAGACUCAGGAGAGGGAGCGGGUGCUGUCUCACUUCUCCAGGAGAUACCUGCACUGUAACCCAAAACUCAUACCCUCUGAGGAUGGUGUUCAUACCUUGACCUGUGCCCUGAUGCUGCUAAACACAGACCUGCAUGGCCAUAACAUUGGCAAAAAGAUGUCCUGCACACAGUUCAUUGACAACCUGGAGGGUCUGAAUGAGGGUCAAGACUUUCCCAAAGACUUGCUGAAGGCCCUGUACAACUCAAUCAAGAAUGAGAAGCUUCAAUGGACAAUCGAUGAGGAGGAGAUGCGGAAGUCUUUCUCAGAGCUGGGGGACACCAACCAGGCAGACUCCACCUCUAAACACAUGAAGAGCAUGGCCAGCGGUGGGAAACACCUAGUGGCCAUGUCCCAGCCCUCGGGAGCCCUGCUGUACAAGAACGGCUUCCUGGUGCGCAAGGUGCACGCUGACUCAGACGGCAAGAGAACACCGCGUGGGAAGAGAGGAUGGAAGACAUUCUAUGGCAUUCUGAAGGGGCUGAUUCUCUACCUGCAGAAGGGAGAGUACCGGCCAGAUAAACAGCUGUCGGACGAGGAUCUGAAGAACGCCGUGUCCAUCCACCACUCUCUGGCCAUGAGGGCUGCUGACUACAGCAAGAGACCCAAUGUGUUCUACCUCCGCACCGCCGACUGGAGAGUCUACCUCUUCCAGGCACCAAACGCGGAGCAAAUGCAGUCGUGGAUCACGCGCAUCAACACGGUAUCAGCCAUGUUCUCAGCACCACCCUUCCCUGCAGCCAUUGGUUCACAGAAGAAAUUCGCCCGACCGCUGCUGCCAGGCUCCACCUCCAAAUUCUCACAGGAGGAGCAGGUCCAGUCCCAUGAGGCUCGGUUCCGGGCCAUCUCCACUGAACUGGCUGAGCUGCGCUCGUAUCCUCCAGACCGAAAGGUCAAAGGCCGUGAGCUGGAGGAGUACCGCCAGCGGGACGAGUACCUGGAGUUUGAGAAAACGCGCUAUGGUACCUACGCCAUGCUACUGCGGGCCAAGAUCCGCUGCGGCGAGGAUGACUUGUCCGUAUUCGAGGCCCAGAUCCUGGAGGACAAUGGCCUGCAGCGCGCCCACUCCAGCCCCACACUGCAGGACAGCAGCCAGGCCAGCCAGGCCUCCCAGGGCAGCAGCACCAAGGAGCCGGUGGGCUGUAGCGGUAUAGGAAAAGGCUCCAAGCGCACCGAGGGCCAGAGAUACAGCUACCGCCAGGCCGUCAAGAAGGUGUGUCCACAUUCCAUGAGGGAGCCUAAACACUAGGGUACUUGCAGUUCCUGAACUUUUCUUUGGGGCAAAUAUGGCGGCAACAAGGUGGCUCUAGUGGAUCCGUAAUGGCAGUGCACUGUGCAUCGGGAUCCGCAAUGGAGGUUCAGUUGCAGCUCUUCCUCCUGGCCCGAAUCAGGGCGAGGGCAGAGGAGAGACUGAGCUCUCAUGACUUCAGACACUCCACUCUCCACACACUCUCACUCUUCUCCCCUCUCAGAGAGGGUGUAACUGUGGCUCCCAUCUCUAUCCUAUCUCCCAAAUGGGUUGUCAGAGUGGCGGGUGUCAUUUGAGACAUGUCAUUUUAACUGGGUGGUUCGAGCCCUGAAUGCUGAUUGGCCGACAGCUGUGGUAUAUCAGGCCGUAUACCACGGGUAUGACAAAACAUUUAUUUUUACUGCUCUAAUUACGUUGGUAACCUGUUUAUAAUAGCAAUAAGGCAGCUCGGGGGAUUCGUCGUGCCUAAGAACAGCCCUUAGUCGAGGUAUAUUGGCCAUAUACCACACCCCCUUGUGCCUUAUUGCUUAGUUGUACUGCAUCAUCCUCUCAGCAAGAGAGACACAUGGUUUCUUUCCUUUUCCUUAAAGGGGCAAUCUGCGAUUGAUAUAUACCCAUUGAUUUUUGAAGAAUAUAACAUAUAUAUGCCUCAUGAGUUUAGUUCAACUGUUGAACCCUAUCAGAACCCCAAAUAUAAACUUGUUUUUCUCCUUUGUUUGUAAACAGUGUAAUUGUAAACAAAAGCAGAAUCUCCACAAAACAUGGUUAAAACUAAGUUUCUGAUAUCAUUGAUGGUUAGUCCUUGUAUCCAUAGCUCUGUCCAUGGAUUUGAGAGGGGUUACAUUUCUCCAGUCCUAUCCCUCAGCUGUUUACCAAAUCAGUGGCAGGGUGGAUGCUUUGUAUUGUUGAAUCGCAGAGUGCCCAUUUAAUAACAGUUGAUACUACUCCUACCUAGCCAGUUGCUUUGUCUUGUGGUGGGCUUCUGUUCUUCUUUCUUACUUCUCUGGGCUGAACUUAGUUUUUUUCUCAGCAUGCCUGCAUUGAGCUCAGCUUUUUCUUUUAUGCCUUUUUCUUCUUCCUGGGAAAAAAAGAGAGCAGCAACGGUUUGGGUUGUGUUGUAUUUUUAUUCACGCUGUUGUAUUGACAUGUCCUUCCUGUUACCCCCUGACAUGUCCUCCCUGUUACUCCCUGACCUGUCCUCCCUGUUACUCCCUGACCUGUCCUCCCUGUUACUCCCUGACCUGUCCUCCCUGUUGCUCCCUGACCUGUCCUCCCUAUUACUCCCUGACCUGUCCUCCCUGUUACUCCCUGACCUGUCCUCCCUGUUACUCCCUGACCUGUCCUCCCUGUUACUCCCUGACCUGUCCUCCAUAUUACCCCCUGACCUGUCUUCCCUGUUACUCCCUGACCUGUCCUCCCUGUUGCUCCCUGACCUGUCCUCCCUAUUACUCCCUGACCUGUCCUCCCUGUUACUCCCUGACCUGUCCUCCAUAUUACCCCCUGACCUGUCUUCCCUGUUACUCCCUGACCUGUCCUCCCUGUUACUCCCUGACCUGUCCUCCAUAUUACCCCCUGACCUGUCCUCCCUGUUACUCCCUGACCUGUCCUCCCUGUUACUCCCUGGCAUGUCCUCCCUGUUACUCCCUGACCUGUCCUCCCUGUUACUCCCUGACAUGUCCUCCCUGUUACUCCAUUAAUCUAUGUGCAUAUGUAUAGGGCACUUGUUUAUAAGACCUAUUUAACUCUCACCAGGCAGACCCUGAAUGUUCUUGUUUUUUUAAUAUAUAUUUUUACAGUAUUUUACAAUAGUCUGUCGGACAUGCUCCUCUUCCUCUGGUGUACUGUUGUAAGCGUCAUUGUACGAUGAAAUAUCAAGAAUAUAAGAAGUAUUUUAUUCAUAUUCAUAGUAAACUUAUGGCAGACGUUUUAUAAUAACCAGCCAGCUACUAUAUUAUGCUUAUAUUGUAUGAUACAUUAUACAGUAUAUGUACUUUGACAAUAUAUCCUGGUGAAUAUGCAUAAAAUAAACAUACAGAGUUGAUAUUAUACAUUCCCUGUAUUUAAAUGUCCUGAAAGUGUUCUGUGAUAAUUGUGUUUUUACGUAGUAUUCUGUAUGUAAAGGGCCAACAAAGGCACCAGCACAAUCUGAGUAUUAUCUUAAAGCCUAUGUAUCUAUCAAACAAUGAUGAGACUGAGAAAGGAGACCUAGCAAAGUGGGACAGUGCCACAAUCAAUUCCCAUCAUUAUUUCAAGUCUCUGCUCUGAAGUAUUCGGAAAGUGAGAGGCAUUCUUCUUUAAAUUGUUAGCAUGAUUUACUUUGAAGGUAUUUCUUAAUCUUGUCAGAGAGUAAUGUUUUGCUGUUGUUGCUACAUGAAAAACAGACAUGGAAUAAUGUAACAGGGGAAUGUGAAACGUGGAAUGUGAGAGGAUUGCCUUGCAGGCUUAGAGGGGGGGGGGAGCGGCAAUGCAUUUACUGACAAAAUAUGUAUGGAAGCAUAUCCAUACCAUAUCCUCAAUCAAUGUAAAUAAAAAUAAUCAACAUAGCCAUUUCAUGACAUACCUUCAGUUUCAAACAUUCACUGGAGAAUGUCAUAUUGUUGCGUAAUAUGUUUGAAGGAUAGACAUUUUCUACUCAGGCUUUCAAACAUCGCCUUGAACAGCUGUGUUGCCAGCAUCCUACCAGCAGAGAGAGCUGUUUAGCAGGACAUUCAGUUACCUUUCAGCCAUAACAUUGCUGCCCCCGCACUGCACAAGCUUGUUAGGGUGGCCCAUUCGCAGUCUCUGGCUAGGGAGUACUGCGGAGCUAUCUGUGAUCGUUGACAGAUAGUUGCGUGUGUGUGUGUGUGUGUGUGUGUGUGUGUGUGUGUGUGUGUGUGUGUGUGUGUGUGUGUGUGUGUGUGUGUGUGUGCGCGAAUGCGUACAUCUGAGGAGAUGUGUUUUUGUUCUGCUGUAGGUUUGUGAAUGUCAUUGAAUGCAGUAUGCUGCGACCUGGCUGACCUGCUGUUCUACUAAGGAGCCUAUUUAAGGAAUGUGGCUGAGGAGAAUAUUCUAGCCGGCAGAUUCAUGUCAUGUUUUGAAGCAGGAAUGCUUUAUCCAGCUGUGUCCAUCGCAUGUAGUUACCUUGCUGAAAAAAAGUAUCUGUACAAUUUUAGUACAGACAAUUGAAUGUUAGGUCGAAGUUUCACUUGGUGUAUUUUGCCUCUCGUCUUUUCCUAUCUCACCUCAGUUAUUUUUGCAUUUGUCACCUUCCUUUUCCAUGAUCUCUUUCCACUCCAAUCUCAUACCCUCUCUAUUUUCCCCUUCAGUCCUCCUCCUCUCUCGCGUCACUUCAUUUCCCCCCUGUCAGUUUGCUUUGCCUUCUGUCUCAGUCAUCUUCUCACUGCUAUCACUCUCCUACACAAUCUUUUGGGAAGCUGCCUUCAUCACUUAACUGCUUGUGUAUAUUGUUACUAUUACUGAUGACAUAUACCUUGAAUUGUAUUGUAAUAUUGUAAUAUUAUAAUGUUACUCCUGUGAUAUUACUGCUUGGUACUUGUAUUUAUUUAUAGUGUUUCACACUUGUGGCAUAUGUGACCAGGUUAGUCUAUCACAGAAUGCUAUGUCACCUCGGGACAUUGGAGGGUACAAGCUUUGAGGGCCCUUUACAUACAAACGGACGUUGUGUAGUUCAAUCAACAGGUGAACAACACUGAAAAUGUCCUCUUCAACACACUAUUUCUUCAUAUCUUGGGGUCUAUGCAGUACGUGCCCUGUUCCCUGUGGCCCAGGCACUAACCAUGAGGGAGAGAGGCACAGACAGUUUGAUACAGUACACUGUCUGUUGUACAGCAGUAUGAUAGUCAGGACUAGCCUCCGCUUCAAGCUCAGCGAGCUCUCUAUGCCCACCCUGCCACCUCUGACGUUAUCACUGAGCAGCUGCAGGGUCUCCAUGGCACUGGUUUGCAUGGAAACCGCUAGUUCCCUCCAAGUAUGUCAAAUGUGCCUAUUUGAUUGUGACAUUUUCGGGAAAUAAAAUCUAAAUGUUGGCUCCGUGAUACUGAAAUGAAAGCCCAGGUGUUACUGUAUGUUUGACCCUUUCCCAGCCAGCACUUCUGAAUGUGACAUGUGUGUAUAUACUGUAUAUAUACAGCAUGAGAUAAUAUUAUAAUGGUCUGCUUUCCAUUGUAUUAUGUUUAGAGUAUUUAAUGAAAGGUUAAUAUAUAGAGCAACAUUUUUGUCCUUCAGUUCAUUGUCAUGAUUUUUUUAAAUUAUAAAGCUGAAUGAAGGAAAAGUUGUUGUAUUUAUGCUGUUUUCUGCCAAUGUGUUGUAUACACCACACCAAGCCACCAAUGCAUUCAAAACUGUGAUAUAGUGUACUACAGUGUGGUUCUGACUCAUUUCAGUUUUCUUAGACUGCUGCCAAUGAGAGAUAUUUGAAAUGUUUUUACUUGGAUUGUUUUACUCAUUUUAGCUGUACACGUGUCGACUGCCUGUUAAAACCUCACUUCUUUAAGGAAAUAUUGUUUGUAUAUGAGCUCUUCUGGGGAGGCAUAGUGGGAAAAAUAAAAGUGUUUCAAAAAGGGA